Porites evermanni is the source of this 1469-nucleotide messenger RNA. NCBI's taxonomy places the organism in Eukaryota, Metazoa, Cnidaria, Anthozoa, Scleractinia, Poritidae. The record is from the annotation of a GenBank genome assembly.
AUGGAAGUCAGUGUGCAGCCAGAUGCCAAAAGGAAAGUUCCGCGCGCUCUGAAAAGAAUUAUCAACACAAAAGAGUUUGAUGCGGCUUCCUAUAACAAGAGAUGUUGCGGAAGGUGCAGUAAAAACAAGCGAAUCGUGCAAAGGUUUAGAAGAGUAGGUUGGAUCUGACCUGAUCUCGAUUGUUGGAGUUUGAGAAUAAAUGACAUAAAUUGUGGAUUUGCGACUACAGUGAUAUCACCUUUAAUAACGUCAUCAUCACGAUCCUUAGAUUCUGGUCAACAAACUACCGCUGCUCCAACUUCCCCUGAGAUAUCUUUGAACCAAAUACAGAGUCUCGCACGAAACGAGAAGGUUAAUGUCAGAAGAGUCAUUACCCUUGGUGACAAACCACCUAAAGAAGUCAGUCAAAGAAAUGGACAAAUUGGCAUAGUUAAGGAAGACUGCAUACGAGAAGACUUGACUGGAUAUGCAAUUAUUCACCUCUGGGAUGAAACCAUAAAACAAGUCUAAAGCUCCAAGAGUUACAGUAUCAAGAACCUCAGUGUGAAAAACUACUCUGGAAAUACAAUGUUGGGAACAACAGUGUCAAUUGCAUUUGAAGAAGCAUCAUGCGAACUUGACAAAGUUAAAGGACCAGACCUCUCAAAGAAUUCUCAAAAAAAUUCACCCUACCAGAAUUCAAAUUUGUCGACAAACUCAACAUUUAUCUCCAAUGUCAAUUUUAAUCUUGUAACAGAAAGAUACCAUACACCAUAACUGAUAAAGUUGUCACCUGUCCAUCAUUGAUGAGCCUGAAUGGUUUCACAUCAUCAACCCAAUUUUCUCCAAAACACACACAAUUAAAAGUUGCAACCAAGGCAGUGGACAUUAAAAGUGAUGGUACUAAUGAAGGCGAUGAAUAUACUUACAAGAAGGAUGAGACUGAUCGAAGUAAAAAAGAGUGCUUCUGAGAUGAUGUUAGAUUCAAACGUGCGUGACACUUUCAGCAGAUGCGUUAGUCAGUUAAAAUAACUUUUGAAGAUUAUAAUUUUACCCCUCUAUCUGUAUUUCGCAAUUCGGCAUUUCAUAUAUCAAGUUCAACAAAAUCAACAGGCAUGUGUUUUCAGCUUCCUUUAUCAAUCUACUGCAAAAGGAGUAAAUAUCUGUGAGCUUUAGCUUCUUCCUUUGGUUUGUAAGUAAUUUCUGCUUGCUAGUUUUUCACAAACUUUUGUAUGGUUUUGUCUUUUAGUCGAGCCAUCACAAUCAUCACAAACGUCACCACAUCAACUGAAACAUCUAUGAUGCGUUUGAAUUACUUUUCCUUAACUCAAUAAACUUGGAUUUUGAUGCUGACCCCUCGUUUGGUGUUAAUAGAUGAUACCCUGUGUGAGAGAGCGCAGCCAUGAAAUUCAAGUUGUUCCUCCACAGAGCCAAGCUCUGAAGAAAGCCACUUGUCAGGGGAUGAGAGUGCAGAAGAAUAUAUCAGGUAA